UAUGACAUUGAUCAAACAACACAUAUUUCGUGUUUUCACGGUUUAUUUCAUUUCACUAUGAAAAAUAAAAACAUAUUUAGCGUUAAACUAUGUUGUUUACUUUGCAUGGUUUUAAUUGGUUUAUUAUGUGUUUCUUUUCAACAAAAUGAUAAUUUUAAAAAAUCAUCUUUGAAUCUGAAAUUCCAAAACACAAGAUCCAACAAUUUAACUUUACUAAAGGAUGGGAUCUUCUGGAAUGAUUAUGCAGAGACAUUUGUUCCAAAAGGGAUGCAACAAGUUGACAGCAUAAAAUUCAUAAAAAAAAUAUCACAUCAACGUGUAGUGAAGGUGAUAAAUGCAAAUCGGUCAGUAUGUGGACUUGGAGGCAAUGCUAUUGUCAAACUUAAUGAUGGGUCUACAAUGUGUGUAAGACAUCAGAGAACGGUAGCAAACACAAAGAUUUGUGCUGAAUCCUUUGCUUUCUACUUAUCUCGCUUACUUGGCAUGGACAAUGUUCCAGAGGUAGUGAUUUCAAAUAUAUCUUCUCCAUUAUGGAAAGGAACUGAUUUUAUCAAUCUAGGCUGGCGAGAACAUGACUUAGUUGCAAUGAUCAGGUGGCUCCAUCACACAAGUCACAAGGUAUUUAUGCCUUCGGUCAUAAGAGAUGCUGUUAUAUCAGGGAAGCCAGUGAACAGUGAUGUAAUUUAUAAUACAAAUACGCUUAAAAGUAAUACUUCCAUAUCGGAGCUUAUUCAGUGGGGCACAAUGAUAAUAUUUGACAACUUAAUCAAGCAUUGUGACAGGUUGAAGAAAUACAGAAUUGGCGUUGGAAACCGAUUACUUAAUAGAGUUGCACAUAAUACCCUUAUGUCAUCGAAUGGCAAAAUAUGGUUAAUUGAUAAUGAAUCUGCAUUUUUUCAUAACGAUCCUCAAAGUUAUUACACUUCAUUAAAUAGAAAAAUGCUUAGAACUCUAUGUAUUUUUGAAAAGUUUCUUGUUACAAACUUAAUAAAACUUUCAAAACACCCGUCAGCUUUCCAUCAUGUAUGGAAAUAUGCCAUUACAUUCGAACCAUCAUUAGUUACUUUUGAGAAAAACAUUAAUUUCAAUCUAUCCGCUAUAUCAUUCAACAAUCGACUAGAUGAAACAAUUGAGUGGAUAAAUCGCUGCAAGUUAUCGAGCACACUGAAGUGAUGUUAUGCAGGCAUGGAGAUAUUUGAAUAAAUGUAGUACCAUUUUAGAAGCUUCGAAUUUGGUUUGAUUUCAUUUUGUUUAGCAACUUCACAAGCAUGUAUCACUUGGCAUUAUAAAUAUGGGUUGGAAAACAAGCUUAAUGAUCUGGAGAAAGAUCUGGAAGCAUUUUUUACAAUUAAAUUAUAGGAAAAUUGCAGACUCGGUUUGACUGAGUUUGUAACAUUUAUGUUAAAUCAUUCAGAUUGAUAGAUUUUUGUAACCAAUGUCUUACAAUAUAUGAUCAGUGUUUUUUCAUAUAUCAAUAUCCAUUUUGGUUAAAAUUUCAAAUAUUAUUUUUAUUAAUUCAUUAUGCCUUAUCUUAAAAAAAGGAUUAUAGUAACAGAUAUUUCAUUAUGUUGCUAUGGGUAUAUGAUAAUGAUAAAAGAUAAAAUAGUCAGGAAGUAAGGAAUCGAAAAGCUUGAUGCAUCAAUGAACAUGUUCUCUCAAAGUUUGUAUUUAAUUCAUUUGUAAUUUGAUUUAGUUUGUACUGUAUCAAUUUGCCACUACUUCCGAAUAUAAAGUUAUUUACGAUAGAUGCGCAUGAUGGGUUCUUAAAAGGUACUUGCGUAUGGUGUUAUGCAUAUGACCAUUUAAAAGAAAGUAAGUUAAUAGCACAACAUGUACACAAAGAAUAAAAUGAAUUUCUAUUGUCACUGCGGAAAAUAAACUUAUUAACUGAAAUAUACCAUUUGAUUAUUUGAUUAUACGUUGUGAUUGAGAACUAUAUAUUCAGUUACAUAUUAUUAGGAUUAUUUUAUUAUUAUUAUUAUCAUAAUUAUCAUUAUCAUUAUUAUUAUUGAAUUGAAUUAUUUGAAGUAAUAAAGCAAAA
Messenger RNA from Ruditapes philippinarum (Manila clam), 2041 nucleotides. RefSeq names its product four-jointed box protein 1-like. Lineage: Eukaryota; Metazoa; Mollusca; Bivalvia; Venerida; Veneridae. The coding region runs from base 58 to 1173 and encodes 371 amino acids. The transcript has 5 exons. The record is from RefSeq and is a predicted model, not a curated record. Gene Ontology annotation, biological process: cell-cell signaling.